GGAUGGUCGGUGGAAGGACAUACAACCUGUGCAGCAAGUGUGGGGCUCGAGUCUGCUUCCGCGCACCAGAAGCUGCAGCCGGUUGGUUGACAGGCUCUGCAGGGGACUCAGGUUGCCAUCUGCACAUUGGGAGCUGUAGCGGGCCCCCCUUUUUUUUCUUCUUGAAGCUUCUUCUACAAGGCACUGUUUCAGAAUUGGGAGACAGCUAUUUCCCUUCUGUCAAUCAUCGUUCAUUCUUUGUCAAAAUGAUGGAGGAUCACCUGACAAAGAUCCCAAUGAUGCCCUCCUGUUCGCCCGCCGAGUCGACCGGGAGCGGCGGGACAGACGACAGCAGAGGAGCCAAGAGUCCGGCCCCUGGCAAAGCCCUCAGCCCUGCUCUGGUCUGCAAAGUGUGCGGAGACACCAGCAGUGGAAAACACUACGGCAUUUACGCCUGCAACGGCUGCAGCGGCUUCUUCAAGCGCAGCGUGAGGAGGAGACUCAUUUACAGGUGUCAAGCAGGCACAGGCAUGUGUCCGGUGGACAAAGCACAUCGCAACCAGUGCCAGGCCUGCCGGCUGAAGAAGUGCCUGCAGGCGGGCAUGAAUAAAGAUGCUGUGCAGAAUGAGCGGCAGCCCCGCAGCACAGCGCAGGUGCGUCUGGACUCCAUCGAUGUGGACCAUGAGAAGGAGCACCUGGCCACCACGAGGGAGCCCACCUCCUCCUCUUCGUCCUCAUCCUCGUCCUCCUCGAGCGGCUCCGUCAUCACGUGGCCCCACAUCACCUCGUCCGUCGCCAUCAGCUCCUCUGUGCCCCCCCAACGCUGCGUCAGCCCGCAGAACAAUCACCGCUUCAUGGCCAGCCUCAUGACGGCCGAGACCUGCGCCAAGCUGGAGCCUGAGGAUGUUGACGAGAACAUCGACGUGACCAGCAACGAGCCGGAGCGAGCGUCUUCGGAGUACCACAUGGCACUUUACCCAUCCACCUCAGAAAACGUGUACGAGACCUCAGCGAGGCUCCUCUUCAUGUCGGUGAAGUGGGCCAAGAACCUGCCAGUAUUUUCCAACCUACCCUUCAGAGACCAGGUGAUCCUACUUGAGGAGGCAUGGAGCGAGCUCUUCCUGUUGUGCGCAAUCCAGUGGUCCCUACCGCUGGACAGCUGCCCCCUGCUCUCCUUGCCAGACCUGUGCCCAGGCAUGCAGGGCAAGACGAGCUUCACCGGCCUGGACCUGAGACUCCUGCAGGAGGUCUUCAGCCGCUUUAAGGCUCUCGCCGUCGACCCCACGGAGUUCGCCUGCCUCAAAGCCAUUGUGCUCUUUAAGCCUGAGACCCGCGGUCUAAAAGAUCCAGAACAAGUGGAGAACCUUCAGGAUCAGUCGCACGUGAUGCUGGGACAACAUAUCCGCUCUCACUACCCCGCUCAGCCGGCCAGGUUUGGAAAGCUGCUGCUUCUUCUGCCAUCGCUGCGUUUUGUGAAUUCCGAGCGCAUCGAGCUGCUGUUCUUCCACCGGACCAUCGGAAACACUCCGAUGGAGAAACUGCUGUGCGACAUGUUUAAAAACUGAAGAACGUGCAGUUUUCAAUUUGCUACCAGUAUGGAGGAAGGCUGGUGCUUUGUUAACUCUUAAGGUGAAUCUCAAGGUCACACUGUCCGCUCUUGCCAUGCCAGGUUCAUUCUGUAUCGUCUUCUUCGUGUAUUAUUUACAAUCUGAUUUUUGUGUUCACCCGCUCAGUAUCACAGUCACCUGCGAGUGUUUCUCUCUUUUCUCCUUCCACUGUCUAUUACAUUGCACAAAUUCAUUUGCUGGGUGGAUAGACGGACUGGGUACUCAAAGCUGUCGUCAGAGGCGUGAAUGUGUAUUCAUGUUGUCCUGCCUUGAGAUAAAGUAACAGCAACAGUUUCUGCUUUGUUUUCUCAUUUUAUGGGCUUGUGUAAUAAAU
Molecule: messenger RNA, 1920 nt
Organism: Hippocampus comes (tiger tail seahorse)
Lineage: Eukaryota; Metazoa; Chordata; Actinopteri; Syngnathiformes; Syngnathidae
Gene: nr2e3
Product: nuclear receptor subfamily 2, group E, member 3
Exons: 8
Coding region: 3-1544 (513 amino acids)
Biological process (GO): regulation of DNA-templated transcription
Molecular function (GO): zinc ion binding; DNA-binding transcription factor activity; sequence-specific DNA binding
Source: RefSeq, a predicted model, not a curated record